AUGAAGAUGGUUGGACCACAGACAUCCCAUCUAUCCCAGGAAUUCAUAGGAUUUCUCAAAAAAAUGUCGGAAGUAGUUUCCCGCCAGGAAGAACAAAAAUUGAUCGCUAUGGAGGUGCAGAAAUUGAAGAGCUGCUUUGAAAAAUUUGUAUAUACACCCGAAGAGAAAAGGGAGCUACUUGUUAGGGCCAUUUAUGUUGAAAUGUUUGGUUUCGAAGCCCCUUUUGCACGUAUUCAUGCUAUCAACCUUGCGCAAGAAAAGAAUAUCUCAGCUAAAAGAACAGGAUACCUAGCAUGUGCAUUGCUUAUACCGCCGAAUGAUGACAUAAUUCUUCUGCUAGUAAAUACUAUCCAAAAAGAUCUGGCAAGCAACAGCUAUUUGGAUGUAUCCGCAGCAUUGACAUCUAUUUGCCAACUGGAGAAGAAAGAAAUUGUCCAAGCAACUCUACCUAUGAUACUGGAAAUAAUCGAUAAUCCUAUGUCAGAUCCAUUUGUAAAGAGAAAAGCGUAUGUUGCUAUACAACGUUUUCAAACGUAUAUAAGCCAAUACCCAUCCAUUACUAGAAAGUGCGUUGAGGAUCAGGAUAUCAACAUCAUGUUUAUCGGUUUGAACCUAUUGCGUGAUUUGGUAGCAGUUUCACCCAGUGAUUAUUGCGACCUAGUUCCCAAGUUGGUUGAGAUACUGAGAUUGAUAAUUACAAGGCAAUUAUCUCAUGAAUUAGAUUAUUACGGCACUCCAGCACCAUGGUUACAAAUUGCAAUAUUGGACAUACUGGGACUAAUAGGCGUUUCGAGCACGGAUUGUAGUGAACAUAUUCAAGGAAUACUGCUAUCAAUCUUAAAAACAAAUGAAAAUGUCACUAAAUCUGCAUUGGCGGUGCUACUUCAAUGUAUUCUAACCAUGUCAAAGUUGCAAGCAUCCCAAUCACUAGUGGAACUAGCAUCCACUAGAAUUUCAAAAUACAUAAUAUCAAAUAAUGGCAACUUGAAGUAUAUGGCCAUAGUUUCACUGUCUUAUCUCGCAGAAAUAAACCCGCAAUGCGUAUUCAAACAUCAACUCACACUCGUAGAUUUAUUGAACGAUGUUGAUGAAACUAUAUCGCGAAAAACACUAGAAAUCAUCUUUAAGAUUACCAAUGAGACCAAUAUAAAGGCGAUAGUUGAUACUCUCAUAACUUCACUGGAAUCAUAUCGUGAUCCUCACUACCAAAAGGAUUUAAUAGCAAAGGUGGCUCUUGUUUCUGAAAAAUAUUCGCCAAAUGCCGAAUGGUACCUAGAUACACUUGUAUCUCUUAUGUUAGAGAUAGAGAAGUUGAACUUCAGUAAAUCGCAGGUAAAUGAAUGGUCAAAAAUCGCGCUUGAUAUAUCAAACCAACUAUUUUAUCUUAUGUCCUCAGAACAGUCGUAUUCUUUCAAAUCAUAUGCUGUAAAUAAAUUCCAAUCUCUACUUGAUUCUAAGUCGAAAUAUUUACAAAAGAUGUGCGCCUGGGCCAUGGGCGAAUAUGGAGAUGUCAAUACGGCUGAAAUUAUCGCAAAACAUCUGCAACAUGAUAUAGCUACUGAUUUGGAUGGGUAUCUGCUUUUAGCAUUAGUGAAGCUUAAGACGCGCGGUCAAAACACACAAUAUAUAAUUGAUAAGCUUAUGGCGUCAAAUUACACCUUGGCACAGAGGGUACACGAAUGCAAGUACAUAUUGUCGCAGGAUUUAAAGUGUUUAAACUAUGAGCUACCCGAAGGGUUUGAGAGUAAAACAAAGUUCUUGUAUAAAAUAGCUGACAGGGCACUGGAAUGUGGCGCAAAACCCUAUAGUUUACCUAAGAAAUUUGAGAAGCCCCAAGAAUUUGUUCUGCCAGAUGUCAAUAGGUUUUACAAAAAAAUGGAAAACACAACAAUAUCGUUGCCAGAUGAUGCAAUGGCAAUUGAAGAAAAAAAGGCGGUACAAUCUGUGCCAAUUGACUCUGGUAAAAUUGUUACAAAUGCUCGUUGGGGCCCUGAUGGCUAUAAGUGGAGCAAAACUAUAGUUAACACAGUUGGUGAAAAACCCGAGAAGCAAUCUACCCCAAUCCUAAAAGCAUCUCCAGCACAAGUGCAUUCGAAAGAGAAGGAAGAGGAGAGGGAGAAAAGGGCGGCGGCCUUGUUUAGCGGUCUGACCCUUAAAUGA
This is a messenger RNA of Babesia microti strain RI, 2160 nucleotides long. RefSeq names its product Adaptin N terminal region. Bases 1 to 2160 code for a protein of 719 amino acids. The record is from RefSeq and is a predicted model, not a curated record. Gene Ontology annotation, molecular function: cargo adaptor activity. Gene Ontology annotation, cellular component: AP-4 adaptor complex; membrane coat. Lineage: Eukaryota; Apicomplexa; Aconoidasida; Piroplasmida; Babesiidae. The transcript has 11 exons. Gene Ontology annotation, biological process: receptor-mediated endocytosis; intracellular protein transport.